Molecule: messenger RNA, 1424 nt
Organism: Suillus paluster
Lineage: Eukaryota; Fungi; Basidiomycota; Agaricomycetes; Boletales; Suillaceae
Product: ribonuclease H-like protein
Exons: 8
Coding region: 108-1250 (380 amino acids)
Biological process (GO): nucleobase-containing compound metabolic process
Molecular function (GO): 3'-5' exonuclease activity; nucleic acid binding
Source: RefSeq, a predicted model, not a curated record
CCAAUAACGUACUCCAGAGAUCCUAGGGUAGACGGAGGAUUUCAUCACAGAAAACUGGUGGUGACAUUAGCAAAGCAGAAGUAUGCAAGAGCGUGAGCUUCACCAGUAUGGCAGUGGCUCGAAGCUCGGGGAGAGCGCCAGAAGAUUGCAAAGUAAAAGGUAGUUCAGGUGCAACGUCGAAGUCUAAGUUCAGUGUUGAAGCAAGCUCAUCAAUGCCUAACUACUCCUUCGCGGAUUACUGUGCACCCACGCCCGCCGUUGUCUAUACGCGCUGCGAGGACGAGGCCAACAAAUUGGUUCAAAUGCUUGAAAGUCCCCUUGGAUUUGACCUCGAGUGGCGCGUACUCUGGAAUUCUGGUGCGCAAGAGCGACGAACAGCACUGGUACAGCUGUGCGACAAAUCGACUAUCUUGCUGAUCCAGGUAAGCCAUAUGAAACGGUUUCCGCAAAAAGUUUGGGAAGUAAUCGAGUCGCCAAGUAUUGUAAAGACUGGGGCAAACAUUCUCAAUGAUGGCGAGAAACUGCAUCGUGACUUUGGAAUCACAGCCCGAGGACUCGUCGAGCUUGGUGCACUUGCGCAUGUCACGGAUGAUGCUUUCUCUAGCACAUACAAGCGACGAAUAGUCAGUCUUGCCAAGAUGACUACCAUGUACCUCGGGUGCAAUUUAGUGAAGAGCAAAGAGCGCACUAGUAAUUGGGAGGGAGACCUGAAUGACAAGAUGGUGCAUUAUGCGGCCAACGAUGUGCAUGCAUCAUUGAUGGUACACCUCAAGCUCCUAGAAUCGGCCAAAGCCGGCAACAAAGAACUUGACCCGACAAAGUACACCAGCUCAGUUGAUCCACCCAAUGUGGGCGGUAAUAAGGUGAUGGCACCACAUGUGCGGCAGGAUUCGAAUUCUCCGUCAUUAGUACCAGUGCCUCCCCGCCCGCAGUACAUGCGUGCUUAUAACCUAUGGCACCACCGAAAUACGCCCCUUGAUAAGAUGUGCAACGUGUUGAAGACUGGUGGGCGCGUGGAACCUCUGAAAGAGGGUACGGUGAUAUCAUAUGUGAUGGGUGCCAUCCAGGCAGACGUGUCACUACCGUUUGACAUGAGUAAGCUGCUGGAGCUGGUGAAGAUGGAAGCGGGAAGUUGGCAGCGACAUCGAGCAUGGUUGAUGGAUGCAGAGAGGAGCGGUCGUGGAUGCGCUGUACCGCCUGAAUCGCUAACUUGCUAUACAAAUCAGCAGAGCUCUGGUUCAACCGCCUGAGCCUGAGGCUCUCGGAAGCUGCUGGUCUAGAUACAGCGACUCGAGGGUCGGAAGCGGGGGUGAUGGCGAUGCUGCCACCACCAUUGUCGUGCAGGAGCGUGUUGUAUGAAGGGUUACAUAGUGGAAUAUAUGUGUAUAAUAAUAGAGUUGUGGCCCAAUGUAUGUUUCGUCGAG